AUGAUCAUACUUCGGGACCGAAUUCCACAUUUCAAAUUAACGAAACCCCAGAAACUUUCUGUUGCCGAUAUGAAGAAAAAAGCAUCAUCAUCGUCGACAACAAUGGCGUUUCAAAGAGGCGACAGAGUCGAAAUUUCAAGCAUCGAAGAGGGGUUCGAGGGUUCAUACUACACAGCAAACAUCAUCGCUAGGCUUUCCAAAAAAGAGUACAUUAUCCAGUACAGAACUCUCCUGAAAGAAGACGGUUUCGGGCCCUUGAGAGAGGUGGUCUCCGCCGAUCAAAUCCAGCCGCUUCCUCCACAGAUUCCGGUAACUGGAUUUUCGUUGGGCGACGCUGUUGACGCCUACGAGAAGGAUGGGUGGUGGGCCGGAAAAAUUAGGUUCAUCAAAACUGGAUUAAUGGUGCUUGGAUUUCUUCCAAAAGAUAAGGUACAAGCUCUGCUAAGGGUAAGGAGCUAGCUUAAGCUUCUAAGUUCUAACAAUAAUACUAAGUGUUCAUUUUGUAUAAGCAUAUGUUCACAACUUUUGCAAAUCUUUUGGGUUAUCAUGUAAGUAACUUUGGGACUAAGAAUACUAAAUCAAGUACUCUAAGUAGGGUAUUAUAUGUCUUGUAAUGGAUGCUCCUGGAUGUUUUGUUGUAAAUUUGAUCUUGGCAUCAAUGAAAUAGUUGUUUGCGUAUAUGUAUGAUGACUUGAAAAUUGAAGAACUUUUGUGGUGUG
Lactuca saligna is the source of this 719-nucleotide messenger RNA. Lineage: Eukaryota; Viridiplantae; Streptophyta; Magnoliopsida; Asterales; Asteraceae. The record is from the annotation of a GenBank genome assembly.